AUGUACAACAAGGAAUUUAUAUGCUUGCUCAUGGCACUGCUUUGUGUCCAGGCCUGGGGCAGGCUGAACAAACGCAGUGGUUACUACUACAGACCGCAGCCGCAACCCCAUCCGCAACACCAGCAUGGUGGUUUCUUUGAGCCCGCAUUGCCCCAACAACAUCCACAUUCACAGCAACAUCCUCAGCAUCAACAUCAUUACAGCAGCAGCAGUAGCAGCAGCAGCUCCAAGAGCCACAAUAGUCUGGAUCAUGGUAGCAGCAGCAAGUCUGGCUAUAGCAUUGGCAGUGGUCUGCGCUCCAUAGCACAAGGAUCCGCGGAUCAGGCGCACAGCGCUGUGGCCAAUCAACAUGCGGCAGCCAAACAAGCUGCAUUUAUCGCUAAAAAUACAUUGGCACAGGCUGCCUCUCAGGCAGCGGCCACUGCGCAAGCAGCACUGGCUGGCAAGCAAGUGUUGCUGCAGGAACUGGAGCAGCAGGCAGCGGAGGCACACCGAGCACUCUCCCGCGAACUGGAGCAGCUCAAGGCAGCCAAGGUGUCGGCAAAGUUGGCCCAGCAAACCGCACAAUCCGCCCAUAAUCACAUCUCUGUGCUAACUGCGGCAGUCAACAAUGCCAAGGCAGUGGUGGAGCAAGCAGAACAAACGGCCAGUGAGGUGUCCAAUCAGCUCGGAUCACAGGCAACAAUGGUGGGUCAAGCGAAGAAUCGUUUGGAGCAAGUGGAGGAGCAGUUACAGCAGGCACGCGUUGAUUUCGCGGCCACCAAAGAGUCAGCGCUGAAGGCAGCCUCCUCAGCGGCAGCCGCACAGGUGAAUGCAUCCAAGGCGGGUGCACAUGCUACAAUUGGACUCCACGAGAGUGCCAAUCAGCAAGAGCACAGCCUGCACGAUGAGGAGCUGGAAGAGUCAUACGAUGAGCACAUUGACACUAGUGGUGUUGGUCACACGGCUAGCGAUGACAUCGAGGAGCAUCAUCGCAAUGGUUAG
This is a messenger RNA of Drosophila grimshawi, 984 nucleotides long. RefSeq names its product probable serine/threonine-protein kinase DDB_G0280133. The record is from RefSeq and is a predicted model, not a curated record. The transcript has 3 exons. The coding region runs from base 1 to 984 and encodes 327 amino acids. NCBI's taxonomy places the organism in Eukaryota, Metazoa, Arthropoda, Insecta, Diptera, Drosophilidae.